ACUGUCGCCUCCGCGAGGAUAAAUAGGCUCUUCGCCUUUAACUGUACCCCACUGUGCACACCAAUGCAGCGGCAUCCUCCUUCUCCACCCGUCGGCCCCACAGAAAGAUGUGCCGUCUGCUCGCUGCUAAUAAUAGCCGAUCUCAUUCUUACCACGCCGACGCCUUAUUGCAUUAUGGAUGCCCCCGGUACGGUGUCCCUGCAAGGUAGCGUGGGAACCUCUCAGUAGAGGCGGUGCCCGCUGUGCGUCUCGGGGGGCUAAAUGCUCCAGCGUCCCCGCAAGAGCAUCUCGUUUCAACCGCACCGGGGGCCAUGGCUGCAUAGCGUGAGUCUAGCCCAGCCGUGCUGACUGGGGAAGGGGGUGUGGGGGGGGUGCGCUUCUUUUGGAGACUCGGUUCCCCGCAUGCCGGAUUCAGGUCCGCGUGAGCGCUAUGCGGGAGUAUAAGGUGGUGGUGCUCGGCAGCGGCGGGGUGGGCAAGUCCGCCCUGACCGUGCAGUUCGUCACCGGGACGUUCAUAGAGAAGUACGACCCGACCAUCGAAGAUUUCUACCGGAAGGAGAUCGAGGUGGACUCCUCUCCGUCGGUGCUGGAGAUCCUGGACACGGCCGGCACCGAGCAGUUCGCCUCCAUGCGGGACCUUUACAUCCGGAACGGCCAAGGCUUCAUCCUGGUCUACAGUCUGGUCAACCAGCAAAGUUUUCAGGACAUCAAGCCCAUGAGGGACCAGAUCAUCCGGGUGAAAAGGUAUCAGCAGGUGCCGGUGGUGCUGGUGGGCAAUAAGGUGGACCUGGAGGAGGAGAGGGAGGUGUCCCCCAGCGAGGGCCAGGCGCUGGCCGAGGAUUGGGGCUGCCCCUUCAUGGAGACGUCGGCCAAGAGCAAGACCAUGGUGGACGAGCUCUUCGCCGAGAUCGUGAGGCAGAUGGACUUCUGCCCUCUGCCGGACCGGAGAGAGGCCUGCUGCCCCGCCUGCAGCGUGCAGUAGCAGCCUGCCGGGGGGGAGGGGCGGCGGACGGUCGGCAGUUAGAAUGCACAUUAGUCAUGUUAGAUAGAUUGAAGAUGGAGGGAUUUUAAAAGGGGAGAUCCACUCUUUUCUGAAACUGUUUAGACCUGCUUUCUGUAUCGAGCAGUUUAGGCCGGUGCGUUCUGGGAAAUGUAGGAAAUCCCCAACUGAUGCAGAAGUAGACGGGAGAGGGAACUUUAGUAGACGGGGAAAAUUCAACUUCAACAUACAUCACUCUUCGGACACAGACUGGAUUUUUCCCUUGAAAGAAUAACAAAAAAAAAGAGAGAGAGAGACAACACUCGACCUCCCACAUUCAUCACCGUUCCUCCUGGUUAACAGGAGCAGACGUUCAGGGUUUCCCAAAGGCAGCACGGUGCCAAAACCAUCUUUGAAAAGCCAUCGACAAAGAGGAUCAUAGUGCUAAAACGGCUUUUUUGGGAAAUCCAGCCAUCGGUCCAAGCAGGGGGUGUGGCCUCUUCUCUUCUGCUCGUGUUUUUUUUUUUUUUGCACUCCUGGGACUCUUUUUUUUUUUUUUUGACCCGUCACCAGGUAUCUGAAGUAACACCACUGUGACGGAGUCGCACUGGAAGUUAAUUUCACAGCUGGCCCGCCUAAAAUAUGAAUGAUUUAACUAGAUGAGAGAAUGUUUUAAAAAAAAAAAAAGAAGAAGAAAAAAAAAAAAAAAGGGAACCGCACCUUUGGGGAAAUUCACUCAGAAGAUCCCAAAUGUUGACAUACUGUGGAUGAUGUGUGCAUGAAGUUGUACCGUCACACCGACAUUGAGUAUCGACCUCACCCAAAGAGACAGUAUCAAUCAAUCAACUGAUGAAACAAUCAACCGGACACUUGUCUUUACACCUUACAGAUGAUACAAAUGCCUUGUUACAUUGUAUGAAGUGAACAUCAGUGUCAGUGUAUAGUUCUUUUAUCUUAAAGUCACAUCGGAUAUGUUAGUGGUUCAAUGUGAGAAACACUUAUU
Cyclopterus lumpus (lumpfish) is the source of this 1982-nucleotide messenger RNA. Its product is annotated as ras-related protein Rap-2a-like. Gene Ontology annotation, biological process: Rap protein signal transduction; negative regulation of cell migration. The record is from RefSeq and is a predicted model, not a curated record. NCBI's taxonomy places the organism in Eukaryota, Metazoa, Chordata, Actinopteri, Perciformes, Cyclopteridae. Gene Ontology annotation, molecular function: GDP binding; GTPase activity; GTP binding. Gene Ontology annotation, cellular component: plasma membrane. Bases 431 to 982 code for a protein of 183 amino acids. The transcript is spliced from 2 exons.